AUGGCACCCUCACUAGCUCUGGCUGGGGCUGCCCUCCUGGCAGGUGUGGCCCCUUGCUCUGGGGACACCCCUGCCUCAGCCUCCCCACCACCGACCUCAAGUCCCAAUACAAGCCAGGAGAGCAGCUGCCCUGGCUCUACACGCUGUCAACCUGGUGUCCUGCUGCCUGUGUGGGAGCCAGAUGAUCCAUCACUGGGAGACAAAGCGGCCAGAGCUGUGGUCUACUUUGUGGCCAUGGUCUACAUGUUCCUGGGUGUGUCCAUCAUUGCUGACCGUUUUAUGACCUCCAUCGAAGUCAUUACAUCCAAGGAGAAGGAGGUCACCGUCACCAAGAGCAAUGGGGAGACCAGCGUGGGCACUGUCCGCAUCUGGAAUGAGACUGUCUCCAACCUGACUCUCAUGGCCCUGGGCUCCUCUGCCCCUGAGAUCCUCCUCUCCGUCAUCGAGGUGUGUGGCCACAACUUCCAGGCUGGGGAGCUGGGGCCGGGCACCAUAGUGGGCAGUGCCGCGUUCAACAUGUUUGUGGUCAUUGCCGUUUGUAUCUAUGUUAUCCCGCCCGGAGAGAGCCGACGCAUCAAGCACCUGAGGGUCUUCUUCGUCACAGCCUCCUGGAGCAUUUUUGCCUACAUCUGGCUCUACCUCAUCCUAGCUGUCAUCUCUCCUGGUGUUGUCCAGGUGUGGGAAGCCCUGCUCACUCUGGUGUUCUUUCCGGUAUGCGUGGUCUUUGCUUGGAUGGCUGACAAGCGCCUGCUUUUCUACAAGUAUGUCUACAAGCGUUACAGGGCAGACCCCCGAAGUGGAGUCAUUAUUGGGGCAGAAGGUGACUACCCCAAGGGCAUCGAGAUGGACGGCACCUUUGUGGGGCCGGAUCAUCACCGGGUAGAGGCUGGGAUCGGGCCUGGGCCAAGCCCCGAAGACCGUGAGCUGGACGAGAGCCGGAAGGAGGUGAUUCAGAUUCUCAAAGACCUGAAACAGAAGCACCCGGACAAAGGCCUGGACCAGCUGGUGGGCAUGGCCAACUACUAUGCCCUUCUCCAUCAGCAAAAGAGCCGAGCCUUCUACCGCAUCCAGGCCACACGCCUCAUGACCGGUGCCGGCAACGUGCUUCGGAAGCACGUGGCCGAUGCCUCCAGGAAGCCGGCCCUGCUUGACGGUCCUGAUGAGGAAGAGGAGGACGGGGCCAGCCAUAUCUUUUUUGAGCCCAGUCUGUACCACUGUCUCGAGAACUGUGGCUCUGUCAUGCUCUCUGUUGCCUGCCAGGGUGGGGAAGGAAAUAGCACCUUUUAUGUUGACUACCGCACUGAGGAUGGCUCUGCCAAGGCUGGCUCAGAUUAUGAAUACAGUGAGGGCACAUUAGUUUUCAAGCCUGGUGAGACCCAGAAGGAGCUACGCAUCGGCAUCAUAGAUGAUGACAUCUUUGAGGAAGAUGAACACUUCUUUGUCCGGCUGAUGAACCUGCGGGUUGGCGAUGCCCAGGGCAUGUUCGAGCCUGACGGCGGUGGGAGGCCCAAGGGCCGGCUGGUAUCCCCCGCCCUUGCCACGGUCACCAUCCUGGACGACGACCAUGCAGGCAUCUUCACUUUCCAGGACCGGCGGCUGCAUGUUAGCGAGUGCAUGGGCACUGUGGAUGUCCGAGUGAUCCGCAGCUCUGGGGCCCGAGGCACCGUACGCCUGCCCUAUCGCACGGUGGAGGGCACAGCUCGUGGCGGGGGUGUCCACUAUGAGGACGCCUGCGGGGAGCUCGAGUUUGGAGACGACGAGACCAUGAAGACUCUCCAGGUGAAGAUAGUGGAUGAUGAGGAGUAUGAGAAGAAGGACAACUUCUUCAUCGAGCUGGGCCAGCCCCAGUGGCUGAAGCGAGGGAUCUCAGCUCUCCUGCUCAAUCAGGGGGAUGGAGACCGGAAGCUGACUGCCGAAGAAGAGGAGGCCCGGAGAAUUGCGGAGAUGGGGAAGCCAGUCCUAGGUGACAACUGUCGCCUCGAAGUCAUCAUAGAGGAAUCUUAUGACUUUAAGAACACAGUGGAUAAGCUCAUUAAGAAAACAAACUUGGCUCUGGUAAUUGGCACCCAUUCCUGGAGGGAACAGUUUCUAGAAGCCAUCACCGUCAGUGCAGGGGAUGAGGAAGAGGAGGAGGAUGGGACGAGGGAGGAGCGGCUGCCCUCCUGCUUCGACUACGUGAUGCAUUUCCUGACCGUCUUCUGGAAGGUGCUGUUUGCUUGCGUCCCCCCGACCGAGUACUGCCAUGGCUGGGCCUGCUUCGGAGUCUCCAUCUUGGUCAUCGGGCUCUUGACUGCCCUCAUCGGUGACCUGGCUUCCCACUUUGGCUGCACAGUUGGCCUCAAGGACUCUGUCAAUGCAGUAGUCUUUGUGGCCCUUGGGACAUCCAUCCCAGACACGUUUGCCAGCAAGGUGGCCGCCCUUCAGGACCAGUGCGCUGACGCUUCCAUUGGCAACGUGACUGGAUCGAACGCCGUGAACGUCUUCCUGGGCCUGGGCGUAGCCUGGUCGGUGGCUGCUGUCUACUGGGCGGCCCAAGGCAGGGCCUUCGAGGUGCAGGCCGGAGCCCUGGCCUUCUCCGUCACGCUCUUCACCAUCUUUGCUUUCGUGGCUGUCUCGGUCCUGCUCUACCGCCGGCGGCCCCACAUCGGGGGCGAGCUGGGGGGGCCCCGAGGGCCCAAACUGGCCACGGCGGCCCUCUUCCUGGGCCUCUGGCUACUCUACAUCCUCUUUGCUAGCCUGGAGGCCUACUGCCACAUCCGGGGCUUCUAG
Molecule: messenger RNA, 2769 nt
Organism: Vombatus ursinus (common wombat)
Lineage: Eukaryota; Metazoa; Chordata; Mammalia; Diprotodontia; Vombatidae
Gene: SLC8A2
Product: solute carrier family 8 member A2
Exons: 9
Coding region: 1-2769 (922 amino acids)
Biological process (GO): calcium ion import across plasma membrane; sodium ion transmembrane transport; cell communication
Cellular component (GO): axon; postsynapse; sarcolemma
Molecular function (GO): calcium:sodium antiporter activity
Source: RefSeq, a predicted model, not a curated record